This is a messenger RNA of Rubroshorea leprosula, 1315 nucleotides long. The record is from the annotation of a GenBank genome assembly. NCBI's taxonomy places the organism in Eukaryota, Viridiplantae, Streptophyta, Magnoliopsida, Malvales, Dipterocarpaceae.
CACUAUUCCCCUUUCUUUCUCAGCCAGCCCAGAAUCCCUAACCUAUCUUCUUCCUCAUCUUCACUAUUCCCAUUUCUUUCUCAACUCCGGUUCUUUCUCAACCAGCCCAAAAUCCCUAACUUGUCUUCUUCCCCAUCUUCACCAUUACCAUUUCUUUCUCAACCAACCUGAAAAACAACCCAAAAUCCCUACCAUCUUCUUCCCCGUCUUCUUUCUCAACCAACCGAAAAUCCCCUAACGUUUUCCCUGUCUUUUUCAAUUCUUCCCCUAAACCCAAAAUCCCUAAUUUCCUCCCUAAUUUUCCCUAGACACUGCUAUUGGAAAAUCCCCUACCGUUUUCCCCGUCUUCUUUGAUUCUUCCCCUAAACCCAAAAUCACUAACUUUCCCCCUAUUUUUCCCUACACACUGCUAUUAGAAAAUCCCCUAACGUUUUCCCAUCUUCUUCGGUUCUUCCCCUAAACCCAAAAUCCCUAAUUUCCCCCCUAAUUUUCCUUGGACACUGCUAUUGGAAAAUCCCCUAAUGUUUUCCCAUCUUCUUCGGUUCUUCCCUAAACCCAAAAUCCCUAAUUUCCCCCCUAAUUUUUUGGACACUACUGUGAAGAAGAGUGUUAAGCCACCAGACACGAGAGUGAGGAGCUUGAGGAUUUAGAUCUUGUGCAAUUCGGUCUACUUGUUCAAGAUCUAUACAAAGCCACAUUUUCAAAUCCAUGUUCAGAUAAAAUUCUCAGAGCCAACUAAAAAGGGACUCGAUUUUCUGUAGUAUGAAAGGGAUCAGGUUUUCUAUGUUUACCUUGAAGUAGAGAUUUUUCUCUCCUUGAGAAAAAACCAUAUCCUUUUCUACUUUCUCACAAAUGGGGAAAGGGCUGGGUUGAUCCUAAGAUUCGUCGUCAAAGGUUGGAAAUAAUUCAAGCAAGCAGACAACCACGGCACUUACAUAAAAGAAAAUCAAGAAAGUUUAACACAGAUUUGAAAAUUGGUCGUGGUAGCAUAAUGGCAAAAGUCUUGAAAAGAAGUAAAAUAGCAAGAUUGUUUUCUUUCUCUCUCUCUCUCUGUUUUCGUUUUUUAACCAUUUGGUUGGAAUGUAUAUGUGAAGGUAACAGCAUGGUUCUUCUUCCUUCAUAUGGUAAGGGAACAUUGGUUAUGGGGUAGAUGCAAAAUUUUGUUGUGUUUUAAAAUAUUCAUUUCAAUUUCGUCUACUUGAUCAAAGAUAAUGGAAAACUUCCUAUUCUAUUAGAGAACAAUUAGUCUUUUGACUAUUUUUUUUUUAUCUUUUAGUCCUUAAAUUUAUAUUUGUUAUAAAAAUAGUUUUUUUAC